AACUUAGGAAAAGGGAGUUCUCUUUUUUUUUUCUCUGACUUCUUUCUACAGUUCUGUAAGGCUGUGUAGUGGAAAGAAUUCCUGUUGUCUUGAAUGGAUGCUGGUGCUGGCGUGUUAGUGAACACUUAGGCAGUGUAUGUGGACUACAUUAUCUAAAGGAUUUGGUAAUGCGUUGCCUGCACGCAAAAGGAAGUGAUGAUUGGGAUGGAGGUUUCUUAAGAACUGAGUGGACUUGGAUCCUGUAUGUUUUACUUCUACAUGCAAGAGCUGCUGCUUUUGCCUUCAGCCUUGUUUUUUCCUGUUUUUCAUUCCCCAGAUAUUUUGCAAAUUGAUUUCUUCCCUAAUGUUCUUCCCCCAUGGAAUUGCUAGAAAACCAGUAGAGCAUCAUAUGGCAAAACGUACCACAGGCCGGGAAAGCAUGUUAUGGCUUUUCUGCCCUGCCAGAGCUGCAGACCUGCCCCGAGGGUCUGAUGGGGCUGGCUGCAUCCGUCACCCCUCACACGUGUGGCGGCCAGCACAGAUGCGCUUUUGGCACUUCCAUACGGCACUGACGUUUCUCUCCUCAGGAAGAGCGUGAUGCCAUGGAGGAGUGGUGUCCGUCGGCUCUUCAUCUGGAAUUGGUUGGGUCAGCUCAGCGGCACCACCGUUAAUGAGUUUUGGGGGCAGGAGGGAGUCUUGCAAGAUGCAGGUUUUUUUUCCUUGUUGUUGCUUUUUUUUUUUUUUUUUUUUUUGCUAUUUCUGGUUUCACAUCUCAAAUAGGGAAGAAACGAACAAACAAAAGCCUAGGGCACAGAACUCCCAAACUUUUCAGAAAGGUUGUUUGUGUUGGAUGUCAGUGUGAGGAGAAACUGCAUCAAUUCCUUUGUAAAGGGAAGUUUCCUAGAAGUCCUGUCCCAGAUCCUGUUCCAGGCUCGGUGAGCACCAGCGAUCGGGCAUGGACAGUGCAGUAGUUUUACAAGCUUGUUCCAAGCAAGGAGAGACCGAUUGUGAGGCACGGACGCUUGCGUCUCAAAGUCCUCAGAGUUCAGAGCUUGCGAUGGAGCAACGGGCAGUGUGCUCCCGAGGGCAGCGGUGUUUAAGCAAAAGACUUUGAAAGAAAACCGCUCAGUCUGUACCCAUUCUGCCUUUCAGUGUUGGCCUGGUCCUGUGCGGAAGAUUUCCUGGAGGUCUGCACGGUGGUACAGGCAGGGCUUAUUGUAGAAGCAGGAUGGAAGAAAUGGGGUGAAGUGUUGUAUUUGACUACAGUUUGUCAUGUAUCAAAGAAAGUAUGGCCUAACUAAGAGUGGUUUUCUAAGAAAAGGAAAUGAACUGUCAGGAAUUAUAGUAAACAUUUGGGAAGCUUUGAAAUUAUUUAUUAGGAGCAGCGUAUCCUCCGGGUUUGCAAAAAGGCUCUGCUUUUAGCAGGAGAAAGUUAUAUUUACCUGAAGAUAAAUGUGAUUUAAUGGUAACCAACUGAUUACAAGGUUCUUUCCUUAAUAGAAGAGCUGCUGGUGAAAAUGCAGAAGAUUAGGAUUGCCUCAUGGAGGCUUUACAUUACUUGAAUGUAAGUAAGUGUAUCCUACUUCUUGCCGAAAGUGCAAGUAAUAAUUUUGUGCCACGUCCCUGCCAUCAGCAGUGGAGCAGAUUGCCUGAGCAGUUGGAGGCAGAUUUGGUGCUUUCCUUUCUGGCCCCGGGUGUGCUUUUCCUGGCCAGGAGACCAGAACAGAGCACCCCUUCUGCUUGUCCAAUUGUGGACAUAGAGAAAAGCUCCAAAGCCAGUCCCUUCCCCAGACGCCAGUGGAAGUUAUGCUUUGGAAAAGGAUUAGGUCAUUGUUACUUUUUCCCCUCUCUCUUUGUUUUUUCCUCCACAAUGUUCAUUGUUUAUGAGCAGGUCCUUUUCUCUCUGUCAGCUGGUGUGUGUUUUUUGUUUGGAGGGACUUAAGAUUUUUUUUUUUGCUUAUGUUAUUUACAAGGGACUUAGGAAAAUGUAUAGAGAUGCCUGCCCAAUGCUUUUUGUGAAGUUUAUAAUGCAAAUAAAAUAGUGAUGGAGUAAAAAGCCGCCUGUGAAAAGACAUUGUUAAGAAACAAGUUGUUUUGGAGAAAAGUUAAGCAAUACUUUAUUUGAUUUUGUUUUGCUUUUCUUUGCUUCGUUGGCUUCCAAAUCAGCAUUGAAAAAUACCUGCCAGCUGUAAUUAUCUUACUGGAAGCUUAAUUCAAGGUCUAAUUUUACUGGAAGCCUGAAGGACAGGAGGAGGCCAGAGCUGGAGAAUGGCAUCUUACGUUGACUGAUGGCUGUGUCAGACGUACUUAAGGUAAAAGUCUCUUGACAACCACGCAGGAAGGUGGAUUAUUUUUAAAACAAUGAGCAUGCGUCUCUAGACAUGAUUUGUGGUUCAGUCCAGCUGGAGCUGUCUGAAUGAAGCUAUGGGCUGUGCGUCAGCCAAGCAUGUUUCUACUGUUCAAAAUGAAGAGGAAACUCAGAAGGGGAAAAACUAUCAGAACGGCGAUGUGUUUGGUGAUGAGUAUAGGAUCAAACCAGUGGAAGAGGUCAAAUACAUGAAAAAUGGGGGAGAAGAUGAUCAGAAAAUAGCAGCCAGGAACCAAGAAAACUUGGAAAAAAGUGCCAGUUCAAAUGUAAGACUUAAAUCUAAUAAAGAGAUCCCAGGAUUAGUACAUCAACCCAGAGCAAACAUGCACAUCUCUGAAAGCCAACAAGAAUUCUUCAGAAUGCUUGAUGAAAAAAUUGAAAAGGGUCGUGAUUAUUGUUCAGAAGAGGAAGAUGUCACAUAGUGCCAAUUCUGCCAAUCAAACCAGGAAUACUACUGUGUAAAUAGAUUACAACCCAGUUGACACCUUUUGGAAGUCUUCUAGAGCGAACAGCACUACAUAACAGAAGAAGAUCAUUUCCACAUUAUAUGCUCCAUUCAGUUACAGUGUUUCUUAAUGAACAGAUGAGGAAUAUUGCUAAGAACUCGUAAGGAACUGUUUUUGUUGCUGCUAGUUAAAACUUGUUGCAACUUUUCACUUUCUCUGUGUCCAGAUACGCAGCAAAUCCUUAAAGUUAAUCUGAAAGACGUUGUUGAUUUUAUUAAGGCUUCUGGCCUGUUUUCUAUCUAAUAAGGUAGUGUUAUACAAAGCUUCCAUAAGUGAACAUUCAAGCAUCUGAGAACACCCUUAAGCUGUCUGUCAGUCCGCGUACGGGCUGGAGUGCUUAUUAAUGCUGGUGAUUUCAAGCUUUGGAGAUGGGAUGUUUUGCCAUGGCAGGCCUUGUUUCUCUGCUCAGAAGAAGGCUGAGAAACUAUUAUCCAUUAAAAGCAUGUUAUCACUGAAAUACUGGAAGUGAUGCAGGAGCGGGAAUUUGUAUUUUAAGAGGAAAAGAGUUUCAUUUAAUAGGUAUCUUAAUCAAGGACUAAGCUUGCAGUAUUGGCUUUGCUGAGCACGAAUGGGAGUGUGAUCACAAUCAUUUUGAAUCUCUUUUUUUCUAAGAAAAUAAACAUUUUACUGUUUUUAUGUA
Messenger RNA from Cygnus olor (mute swan), 3493 nucleotides. It is a transcript of the gene C8H1orf21, whose product is annotated as chromosome 8 C1orf21 homolog. Lineage: Eukaryota; Metazoa; Chordata; Aves; Anseriformes; Anatidae. The record is from RefSeq and is a predicted model, not a curated record. The coding region runs from base 2404 to 2769 and encodes 121 amino acids. The transcript has 6 exons.